AAUAAACCAACUUAUCAUAAUUUCUAUUUUUUUUUCAUUUUUUUGUCUAAUUUGUACCAUUUCUUUAUAUAAAUAAAACCUUUCUUGAUCCAUAUUUCCUAUAAUUUUCAUUCUUCUUGAUCUCUGAAUUGUGAUAACCCUACAUAUAUUUUGUUUCUACUUCACAAGCAUUUAAAGAUGUCAUUGGAGUUGGUUUCUGACCGAGUUUGUUAUGUUCACUGCAACUUCUGCAACACAAUUUUAGCGGUUAGUGUUCCGAGCAGCAAUAUGUGUACUAUAGUGACGGUGAGAUGUGGGCAUUGUGCUAAUUUGUUGUCUGUCAACAUGGGGCAUUCCCUUCACUCAGUUUCUCUUCAAGAUCCACAGCCACAGAAAGUGCAAUCGAACUGGGAAGAAUUGAAUAAGGAAAGUGGAUCAUCUUCCAAAUGCAACAAACUCACAUCCUUCGAGUCGGAUGAUCAUCAACCGCCGAGAAUGCCUCCUAUCCGCCCUCCAGAGAAGAGACAACGUGUUCCAUCUGCAUAUAACAGGUUUAUCAAGGAGGAAAUACAAAGGAUCAAAGCUAGUAAUCCUGAUAUCAGCCAUAGGGAAGCUUUUAGCACAGCAGCCAAAAAUUGGGCACAUUUCCCUCACAUUCACUUUGGAUUGAAGCAUGCCAAAUUAGACCACCAGCCAUUCGGAGGAGAGGCUACUCAAAAAUCUAAUGGAUUAUGUGAGAUCAACCCUACCACUCUCUGAUCCACCAACCACAACACAACAUCCUCAUUUUUACUCUCUCUGUGACUCUGAUAUAUAUAAAUAUUAAAUAUGUAUAAGUAUGAUAAUAAAAUAUAUAUAUUAAUAUCAAGAAUAUAAACAAAAAAAACAAAUGAGAGGUUCUCUCCUAACUAAAUAGGGAAGCCCCAUGCAGCCUUAUAAUUUGUCAUUAGUAUAUAUAAAUAUGUGUGUCUGUGUUCCUCUUUUCCAACACUUAAAGAAGUGAGUGCUAUUCUAGUGAUUAUUGCAUUUAUGUUUCUUUAUUGCA
This is a messenger RNA of Mercurialis annua (annual mercury), 1024 nucleotides long. Its product is annotated as putative axial regulator YABBY 2. The transcript has 6 exons. Gene Ontology annotation, biological process: multicellular organism development; cell fate commitment. The record is from RefSeq and is a predicted model, not a curated record. Gene Ontology annotation, cellular component: nucleus. The coding region runs from base 178 to 738 and encodes 186 amino acids. Lineage: Eukaryota; Viridiplantae; Streptophyta; Magnoliopsida; Malpighiales; Euphorbiaceae.